CCCAGGAACUCCUACCUCUCGAGAUUGGCGAGGGGGGAUCCCAGCUCUGAAGAAGGACCAUGCUCAGUGGGGAUCCGAGGACCAGAUACCUUCUGUGGGCACUGAAAACCAGCUUAUCCAUGCCUAUUUCCUGUGAUGGACGAAUCUGACAUUAAUGUGAGUUCUGGGGAGGGUUUCAGGUAUGCAGAGAAGAUUGGACUGCUCAUCUUUCUCUCUGCAGUCAUCCUAAUGGCCAUACUGGGAAACCUAUUGGUGAUGGUGGCUGUGUGCAGGGACAGACAACUCAGGAAAAUCAAAACAAAUUAUUUCAUUGUCUCCCUGGCCUUUGCGGAUUUGCUUGUCUCUGUGCUGGUCAUGCCCUUCGGUGCCAUCGAGCUGGUCCAAGAUGUCUGGAUUUAUGGCGAGAUGUUUUGCCUGGUCCGAACAUCUCUAGAUGUUCUACUCACCACAGCCUCAAUAUUCCACCUGUGCUGCAUUUCACUAGACAGGUACUAUGCCAUCUGCUGCCAGCCUUUGGUCUAUAGGAACAAGAUGACCCCACUACGCAUUACCCUGAUGCUCGGAGGCUGUUGGGUAAUCCCCAUGUUUAUUUCUUUCCUCCCCAUAAUGCAACGCUGGAAUAACAUUGGCAUAAUAGACUUGAUAGAGAAGAGACAGUUUGACCAGGACUCGAACUCCACCUACUGCAUCUUCAUGGUCAACAAGCCCUAUGCCAUCACAUGCUCUGUGGUGGCCUUCUACAUCCCUUUUAUUCUGAUGGUCUUGGCCUACUACCGCAUCUACGUCACUGCCAAGGAGCAUGCCCUCCAGAUCCGGGUCCUGCAGAGGGCCGGCGCUCCCACAGAGGGUCGCCGAGAGCCCCCCGAUCAACACAGCACUCAUCAUCGCAUGAAGACAGAGACCAAGGCCGCCAAGACCCUGUGCAUCAUCAUGGGCUGCUUCUGCCUCUGCUGGGCCCCAUUUUUUGUCACCAACAUCAUCGACCCUUUUGUGGGCUAUAGCGUCCCUGCCCAGCUUUGGACCACCUUCCUUUGGCUUGGCUACAUUAACUCAGGCCUCAACCCUUUUCUCUAUGCUUUCCUGAACAAGGCAUUUCGUCGAGCUUUCCUCAUCAUUCUGUGCUGUGAUGAGGAACGUUAUCGGAGACCUUCUAUCCUGGGUCAGACAGUUCCCUGUUCUACCACUACCGUCAAUGGGUCCACGCAUGUGCUAAGGAAGUGGAUACCACCCUCUGCCUUGUAUGGAAAAGUCACACAACUUUUCAAAAAGCCCCAAAGGGAAGAGAGAGAGAGAGAACACCAUCGCUCUAACGAAACAAUGCAUCUGGCGGCCAGCCAUCCCCCAGAGUCGAUCAAGGUUCCCCACUGUUCGGAGAGUCACAGCCGAUGACCAAGCAUCAGGAGCCCCCAGAACUAUUGGGGGAGUCCUGGGGGUUGGACACUUGCCUACCAAAGAGGCGAUGUGGCGUGAAUGCCCAGGCAGCCCAGGACAUCGGAAAGGAGUCUAAACUCCCUGUGGUCUGGUAGACACCAGGAAAGGGCUCUGCCUGCUCUUUCUUUGCUUCCUGUGGCAAAAAGCACCUGCUGACUAAACGUCCUUUGAGUCCUCAGUUGUUUGUGCUGUGAGGCCAGCGAAACCAAAGGGCAGCUCGGGUUGCUGAUUCCUUCUUCAGAGGAAGAUCUGAUCAGAUUCCACUUCAUGAGAAUGGCAUGCACUGCUUCCUCCUUCAGAGGACAGUUUGGGCUCUGUUCAUCUUCAGAGGCUGCUAACUUCCUCCAAGAAAGUCACAGGCUGGCUCCAUCUCCCUGGAAAACAUUCUGAGGAGCAAUUCUGGCUGGAACUGUGAAUAGACAAAGCGAACCCAAUUUUCAGGAGCAGCCACAGCCUCGACAGAAGCUUCGGUCCGAAGGGGAACACGAGAGACCAUCCAAAUGUCAUGCACGAUUUUUGGCUGUCUGACGUUCAGUGACAUUCGUGCAAGCAGACCUGUUGUCUCUCUUCCCUCAGGUCUUCUGCAUUAGUGUUUUCUGGCUUUUUAAAGUUGUAGUUGGGGGGGGUUGUUGUUUUCUUUUGCUUCUCUAGUUGUUGUGAUUGUUUCUCAAUAUGUCUCUCUCCUGUAGCCCCACAAAGGCAAAAUAAAGCAACCAUGGGAGAGUUUCUCUCUUCUCCCUUACACUUGCUACGGGUAGGGAACUGAAA
Phascolarctos cinereus (koala) is the source of this 2199-nucleotide messenger RNA. NCBI's taxonomy places the organism in Eukaryota, Metazoa, Chordata, Mammalia, Diprotodontia, Phascolarctidae. The record is from RefSeq and is a predicted model, not a curated record.